Bactrocera dorsalis (oriental fruit fly) is the source of this 7086-nucleotide messenger RNA. Its product is annotated as early boundary activity protein 2. Gene Ontology annotation, molecular function: DNA binding; transcription corepressor activity. Gene Ontology annotation, biological process: negative regulation of Notch signaling pathway; positive regulation of neuron differentiation. The transcript has a single exon. The coding region runs from base 5290 to 6195 and encodes 301 amino acids. The record is from RefSeq and is a predicted model, not a curated record. NCBI's taxonomy places the organism in Eukaryota, Metazoa, Arthropoda, Insecta, Diptera, Tephritidae. Gene Ontology annotation, cellular component: nucleus.
AAACAUUCCUUAUUAAAUUUGAAGUAUACGUCGUUUUUCUUAAAGAAAAAAGGGAACCUACCAAUGGAUCAUCAUUUAAAUAUAGUAAAUUGUUUCAUUUCCUUUUACACUAUUAAGUUAAUAAAAAUAUUUAAAAUUACAAAAAUCAACUAUGAACUCUGCUCACAUUUCGACGACAUUGCGUAUAUUCCCGACGGGUCAAUGAAAUCAUUAACGUCGAACAAAAGCGACAGCAGCCGACAUUGAAACUAGCAACAACAGCAACAAAGCACAAUUAAAUAAAACGUGAAAAAACUCAGCGCGAUGGAACAAGUACUCUCAAGUGAGCAAUAACAUAAAUGCUGCACAAAAAAGCGCCAACAACAAUAUGGGGCUGUGAAUGUUAAUGAAAACUGCAGCGAAAACAAUAAAAAUAAGGCGAAAAAAACUUUAACAAAAAAUUAAAUUAUACAAUAAACAAAAAAGGUAUUUAAAUAUUUAAGGCAUUUAAGCGACGCGGAGCGAAAUCGGGAGUAUACAAAAACGCGUAGCGGCUGUGUGCAUUUUGCGGCAUGCAACAUGUAUGGGCAAAUACAAACUUUAUGAGUGCAUGAAUUUACCGUUUUUUUAACUGAAAUAUGCAGCACUUUUAUGCGUUCGUUCUCGUUGCCGGCGUUGCCAUUUAUUUAUUGAACGUUAGUUGCUAUGAAAUGUUGUGAAUUCUCAUGAGUAAUUGUUUUUUGAUUGUUGCAUGGUCGCAUGUGAGAGGUACUCACACAUAUAAAUAUGUGUAUAUGCAAACAUUUAAAGCAUUAUUUAUAUAUACAACACAUACAUAUUUAUCUGCGAUGUUUACUUAUUCAUGAAUUGCAGUUGCAGGCCGGUAAAAUACUUCAACUAUUUGCUGCUGCUCAGCGAUAGCCUGCGUUGCCAACUGCGUUUUUUUUUAUUUAUUUACGCAUUUUUAUUCUUCACUAUAUUUUUUGUGUUGUUGUCACUGCGAAUGUAAUCCAUUGCAAUGGUUGAAUGCCAAUGAAAUAUUCUGUUGAAAUUGAUUUUUUUUUAAUUGCUUGAUUCAUGCAACAAUUUUUUGCUGCUAAACUUUCAUAACUGUUUUUUGGUUUAUAUACGUUUUUUCUUUCAGCGCUUGAUUGGCCUCUAGGCUUAUUUGUAAUUGUAUUUUUUCGAUAAAAAUAAUUGAAAGGAUUUUAAGCUCCAGUAAAGCUUAAAUAUUAAAUAUAUAAAUACAACAAAGCUUUCCUUCACAACAUUUUUAUACUUGAGAGAGAGCCAGCUACACAGCGAGAGAUAGCAGAUUCUCGAAAAAAUUUAAUGCUAUAACGACUUGGAAGUAUGACAAAUCCAACAGCCAAUGAAGGUCUCUCAAAAUUGCAUAUCCAGAACCAAGAAUCAUGUAACGGGGUUUUCAAUAGAGAGACGUCAUGUUUUCUCUCGUUCUUUUGACAUUUCUCUUUAGUAAGGUUUACCAUUUUAUCAUGGAAACAUAUACGAUCCAGCAACGAGUCGAAAUUAUUAAAAUAAGCUACAAUUUAUGGUUGUCAUAAUCGUCCAAUCAGAUCAACAAUUGAGCGUCUAGUGGAAAAAUUUAUAUCCAUAGGCACAAUACAAAAUGUUCCCGUGCAACUGAGACAAAACAGUGUCCGUUGUGUCGAGAAUUUUGCUGCCGUUAGCAAGAGGAAGACCCAUAUCAGUCUCUCACACAUCGAUCUUAAGCUUAGGGCAUCUCUGUGAUGUCGUUGUGGCGAAUUCGGCGACGUCAUUGGGCCGUAUUUCUUCCGCGAUUAUCAAGAUCGUCACGUUACUGUGCAUAACAAUCGCUACCGCUCAAUGAUAACCGAAUAUUUUUGACAAGAGUUGGAUGAUAUGGACUUGGUCAAUAAGUGGUUUCAACAGGACGGCGUCACAAGUCACACAGCGAAUUUCACAAUCGAUUUAUUGAAAACCAAGUUUGGAGAACAUGUUGUCUCACAAAAUGGCUCAGUCAAUUGACCGUCUCGGUCGUGCAAUUUGACGCCGUUAGACUAUUUGUAGUAUGGCUACGUCAAGGCUAUGGUCUAUGCCAUAUAUUGUUAACUUUAUGUUACCUUCCUAGAGAAAUGUCGCCGAGGGAAGGAAUUUUAACAAAGAGACAAACAUCACCAGAAAGUUACCCCUCAGUGGUAUGCCCAUAUUUUUUACUCACUCCACAGUGACUAAGAAAUGCAUCUCAAUUUCUAAUUAUACAAUAUAUAGUGUAAAAGCAGACCUUAAGACGAUUUACACGACAAUAGAAUCUAGGAAAGCGAAAUAAACCCGGAUUACUGCAAACUACUUACUUCUGUACUAUUACCAAGAGAUGUUCAUUGAUCCUUUUGUAUUUGAAAAGUAUAUAACCAUUUUAAACUUAAAUGGGUCUCUGGCCCUGUAGAUUUACCUAUAAGAAGGUAGUGCGUUGUCAGACAAUUUACCCAAAAAAAGGGACAAACUGAGCUAAAAACAUUGCUAAACUGAUACUGCCAGAACCAUUAUCUGUGACUGGUCCACCCACACACUAUCUUGCGAGAGCACCAGAGAGAAAAAUGAGACGACACUGUCUUCAAACAUUGCAAAGAUGAAAUUUUGACUGGAACUUGCACAAAAUGGUAAGAUGACAGUGGGCUUUUAUAGAGCAGCUUUUCACAGUGCUUUUACUAUAUUGCUAUGUACUAAAAGUCUCAAAAAUUUAAAGAUGCAAAUUUUAACCAAAACACAUUAUGGAACAACUUGUUGACAACGGGAUGAUAGGAGUAUAAAUAUAAUAUACUAGAGCGGGUCGAUUUACAGGGAGCCAACAAAAAAAUUGCGCAUGUAGGAAUUGUUCUACCAAACCUGCUGAACAAAUUUGCCCAAGAGACUAUGGAUCUGAAAAUUAAGUCGUAGAUGCUUUUUGGUAUUCUGUUGAUCAUUUGUCGGAAUCGACCAGAUCGAACGACUAUAUCACGUAACUCCUAUACAACCGAUUAUUCAGAUUUUUUAAACUUCGACAUAAAAAUCGCUGGCACGAAACUGAUUUUAGACCCACAGGCAAAGCUCGCUCUUAGGCACAGUUGUUCAGAAUGAGAGAUCACAUUACACGAAUAUUUCGCUCAUUAAAUUUGUAAUUUUUUUUGUUAUUUCUGAAUUCAGCAAACGAAAUCCCAAAAUUCAAUUAGAGGCUCUAAGUAAAAAUGAAUUUAUUAGCAAACGAAAACAUUUGCAACUGAAAGCGAAAGCGUAAAUGCCAAGCGCCUAGCCGCAGUGCAAUGGAGAUGAUGCGAAAAGAGUGAUUAAAAUGCUAAAUAAUAACAACGCACUCAUACACAUGCGAAUGAGCAAUAUCAGUGGCGACAUCUAAUGUCCGUAAAAUUAAACAAAAAAGAGUCAUUGAAAAGCUGUAAAAACCAGCAUGAGUGAGUCACUGGUUAGGGGAGGUGCAGCUUGUUUUUGUAAUAUUUUCUUUUGCUCUUAUUUUUAUUGUUUUUUUUUACAAUGAAAUAAUAUAAAAAUAAAUGUGGAAAUUUUAAAAAUCUAGUACAUAAGUGUAGAAUGUGUAUGUAAACAUAUAUGCGUAAAGUAUCGCCAUCAAUUUGAUAUCAACGACCAAAUUCAAGGCUAAGCGAUUAUCAGUAUAAACUUGUGUAUUAUAUACAUGUAUUUAUGUAUUCGAUGUUUAAAAGUUACAUGCAAAGCAAGUAGAGAAAAUUAAUUUGCAUAUAAAUAUCAUUCAUAUGAUAAUAUGAAUAUAAAGGGGAAACCUUUAACAAGCACAAAGAAGAUAAUUAGGUCAUUAGUACAGUAAUUAACCAGUUAAAAUUUUGGUUAUUAAAUAUUUUACAUUACACAUUAUCACAAAUUACUUAAUUUAGUAUUUUUCUGAUUUUUUUCCCAGUUAUCCCGAUACCUCAAUGCCGCAUAUGCCCGAAAUAUUAAUGAAAAUAUUACUUUUUCUUCUACCUGCUCAAUACACAAUACUCAGCGGUAGAAAUCGAAAUAAUCACGUUAUGUAAAAUGUGGUGAUCAAUCAAGGCCAGUCCAGGUAACCAACCGAACUGAGGCUUUGACGAGUAUCAAAUUACGAUCAUGUUAUUAACGGGUUACAUAGGUUUCCUCGGGUAAAAAACGGCCUUUUUUCAAUAAUUUUUUUCUCAUCUAAAAAAUGAAAUAUUUUAUUAGAAAUUACAAACAUACACUAUUAACAAAGAAAUCCUCUUUCUAUUUCGUCUAAACUUGGAUCAUUUAUUGAUUUCAAUACGUUUGCUUAAAUUUGAGUGAUUACCUUUAGUGGUUUUAGUUGGUUUUUAAAGAUAUAGAAUUUUCUAAAGGAAUAAUUGUCAAAAUACGCUUGAAAAAGUAGAGAAAAACUCCGCAUUUAGAGUAUAAAUAAAUUUAAAGAGGUAGUUGGUAUUCUUCGCUUCCAGAUUAAAGCAAAUCCUUGGCAAGUUCAAGUAACUUAUCACCAAAAUAAUAAUUUGUUUAAUUUUUAUUAAUUCUUUAGAAAACAUACAUGCUUUUCUUAAGUUUUGGGACUGCAAAAAUCAUUGGCAUAAGUGCGGAUUACUUUGAAGGCGAGUGUAAAAUAUCAACUGAAAAUUUCCUAAGGCCGCCUCAAGAAAUCUAUUAUAUUCCGACACCAAUAUUUUAUUCUUUAAAGUAUGCAAAUUUCUUUCGCCUUCUAAAUAUUUUUAAUUUUCUUAGACAAAAAUAAUUUUUAUUUUUUUAUUUUUCCAUAGCUAGGAAAAAUAUAAAAUAAUACUGUUUUGUCAAAGGUAAAAGGUCUAAAAGUUGAAAAUUUACCCAAAUUUUUUCCAAAAAUUAUUUGCGAAGCUUAUUUCAAAAGAUUGUAACUCCAAAAGCAAAUAGUCUUCUCUUUUCUGCUCUCGGUCAAACAUAUAAACAAUUUACGAAGAAGCUUUCGUUCGCAAAAUGAAAGCUCGUGAUUCGGUGAAAGGUACAAUACAGCUCGAACUCAAACGAGCAGUUAUCCAGAGUUACAUGGAAUAUAUUUUCUCUCGAAUAAACUGAUUGAGAUGAGAAUGAUAAGUAUUAAGCGUGAUUUUUUUUUGUAUACCUACAAACACACUGUCCUAAAUUCAUAGUAUGUAACCCACGCUCUCGCUCUCUCUCUCUCAACUUAAUAGAAGCAACAUUUUACCUGCUUGAUACUUGUAAAAAAGCAUAAAAGCCGAGCCACCUUCGCUUUAUGGUCAUACACAUGCGGUCAUUGCUGGCUACAAAAACUCUAAGAGGUUCAAAUAUUAAUUUUAGUAAACACUGUAUUUUUAAAAGACUUUUAUGGGUCAAAUAUUGCGUAAAAUUUCUAACACUCUCUUACCAAACACUCUGUUCACCACAUGCCUGAAGCGCAGACGCAAUCUACAAAAUAAAAGCAAUGCAGCCAAAAGACAACGUAUUCCCUACGAGGAACCUUUGAAUUCGGUGUAUGUAACACAUUCAAACGUAAGAAAUAUUGCACCCGAAAUAAUAAGACCUUCAAAAUACAUGUACGUUGAUAAUGCAAAACCUAACACUAACGAAGAGGAAAUUCCACACAAAACACACACCGUACUUAUAACUGUAUUCAAGAAAGAACCAGAAGAAACUGCAGUACAAAUAACACCAACAAUUCAGAACCACCAGAUAAAACAAGAAGAAGUUACAGCGCAAACAUCGGCACACGAUCAAGUAAGAGAAGAAGUGACUAAUACUGAACGUCAAUUAAUCAAAGAAGAACCGAAUGAACGUGACAACGAGAGUGACAGAGAACAACUCUCCGAUGAGUACUCAACUGAAAUAACUGACGAUAUCAGCAGCUCGAAUAUAACUGAGCAAGAAACAGAUGAGGACGCACAUAUGAUAAAACUAGGACCGAACGGUACAACGAUACCGAAAGCGAAGUACGACAAGAUUCGUUGGUCUAGCAGUUCGUUUGCAACACGAAAACUGCUUAUGUGCGUAUUUGGCGCCGAAACGCUUGCUACGCACUCCUUCAGCGGCAGGAUCGCGCCAUUGUACUAUAAGCAUAAAGAUACAAAAAAGCCCAGAUUGGAUCCAGACAAAGUAGCUGAUAUAAUUUAUUGUAUACAGAAACGAUUUAAAUGCUCAGAGAAAACAAUUCGAGCUGUGAUCUCUUCAAAAUGCGGAGACGAAGCGAAAAAAUUUACAAAUUUGAGAGAUGCAAAUAAGUUUUGCAAAUUUUGAGAGAGAAAAAUAUACAUAAAAUUUGACGAAUCUCUUAUUUUUGUUGUUUUGUGUUUAAUUUUAUAAAAUAUAGGGACUGUUCGGGAGACAGGCUGCAUGGAAAUACUGCUUUGAAAUAUGUCUAUUUUUAGGCCUCAAAAAUCCAUUUCGGGAUACUAUCAAUACAUAAAAUAUAAUAAGUGUCUAAAAAGAGCAUUCUAUUUGAUAUAACUAAUUUAUUUACAAUACAAUGUUUACUAAAUUCGCUGAACUAAUUUCAUUAAAAUUUCAUUUUAGCUUCAGUAUUCUUAUAAGAAUAAAAAUAACCGCUAGAUGGCGCAGAAGACCAUUCUAAAAUAUUGGCUCGAUUGAAGUUCGAGAUGCAAAUUAAGUCAGAUAGUCUUAAAUAACACUUACACUAAGUCGAAAUUGGACACUGUUUAUUACGGAGCACGGCUAACACACUUGUUACAAAUCAGUUACUUUGUAAUCUAUUAAAAAAUUUAGGCAAAACUACAUCCUACAAUGUAUUAUGUCAACUACACCUGUGAUCUUUCAUUUUCAACCUGUGCUCUUCCAUUUUUUAAAUACUCUUUUUUCCUUCGACGGUUUACGUAUACUCUCUCUUCGAUGCACAAUCGCCUGAUGGCCUUACGAAUUUCUCUUUCAGAGCAUUUAAAUACAUUUUUUACACAAUAUAUGAUAUCAUCCACUACGAGUGGAUUCAGUUGCGGUUUUCGUGAGGUGAGAUACGGUAUGGACAAGAGGGAACAUGUAUGAGUAGCAAGCGUUUCGUGGUCGAAUACCAUCCGUGAAAGUGCGCGUGUAACAUGGGAAACUGUGUCCCAGUCAAUUUUGUUGUAUUCUUGCUGCAAUACGGCUGUGCCAUUUAGUCCUAAGAUAUGUAAAUCA